AUGAUGUUUGAAGGUGGGUUUGCGAAGGUAAAAUGUGCACGACAUCUUCUCACUGGUGAAAAAGUUGCAAUAAAAAUCAUGGACAAACUUGCUCUAGGGGAUGACUUGCCUCGUGUUAAAAUAGAAAUUGAUGCCAUGAAGAACCUGAGCCACCAGCAUAUUUGCCAGUUGUACCAUGUGAUAGAGACAUCCAAGAAAAUAUUCAUGGUCUUAGAGUACUGCCCUGGAGGAGAGCUGUUUGACUACAUCAUUGCCAAGGACCGCCUGUCAGAAGAGGAAGCUCGAGUCUUCUUCCGGCAGAUCGUGUCAGCCAUCGCUUACGUGCACAGCCAGGGAUAUGCCCACAGGGACCUCAAACCAGAAAAUCUGCUCAUCGAUGAGGAACAUAACUUGAAGCUGAUAGACUUUGGACUUUGUGCAAAGCCAAAGGGUGGCCUCGACUACCACCUGAGCACGUGCUGUGGAAGCCCAGCCUAUGCAGCACCAGAGCUGAUCCAGGGCAAAGCCUACAUCGGCUCGGAGGCAGAUAUUUGGAGCAUGGGAGUACUGCUGUAUGCUCUACUCUGUGGCUUUCUCCCCUUUGAUGAUGACAAUGUCAUGGCUGUCUACAGGAAGAUAAUGAGAGGAAAAUACAGUAUUCCCAAGUGGCUCUCUCCUAGCAGCACACUGCUGCUUAACCAAAUGCUGCAGGUGGACCCAAAGAAGCGGAUUACAGUUAAGCACCUACUAAGUCACCCUUGGCUCAUGCAAGGUUAUUCUGAUGCUGUUCAGUGGCAAAGCAAAUACUCACUGGGACGUCUUGAUGAAGACUGCCUAAUGGAGCUUUCUGUGUUUCAUAAACAGAGCAGGGAGAGUAUAUUGGAAUUAAUAUCAGAGUGGAAAUAUGACCAAAUGUCAGCAACAUACCUCUUGCUUCAAUCCAAGAAGGCUCGUGGCAAAUGUGUCUGCUUAAGAGCUGCAUGUCUGGCAGGACGUGGCAGUGCUACACCCUCAGAACACUGCCCUUUGGAAAAAGCUGUGACAAAUGAGGAUCUGCCAGACUGCAGGGAAGAGCCCCAGGCUUUGGGAUCUGCAGAAUUUUCUGAUGCAGCUUCAUGGUUUGAAGAAUCUCCUUCAGAAGAAUUUAUUCUACAUACUUGCAAAACAAAGCAGCAUCCAAGGGAUGAUGCUCAACUGGAUGAUACAGAAUUCACAAUGUCAACUCCAGUGACAAGAAAAGUGGUAACAAAGAUGGAUGGAAACAAAGAGAAUGUUGAUCCAGAGUUGACUUCAGGAAAUGAAGUGCCCUUUGAGCUUUGUGCUCUAAAGACUCCUUUUGCCAAGAGUCAGGCUGAGUCUCAAGUGGAACCCACACCCUUCCAGGCCCCUGCCCUCAAAGGUACCUUGAAUGUAACNNNNACCCCAGUUAAGAAACACACAAACCCAACCAGCAAGGAUGACUCAACAGCAGCUGAGGUUGUUCAUGGAAGGAGGUUCCAUUCAGUGGAUCUGGAUCUCAACCUAGCUCACGUGGACAGCAGCCAGAAGAAGAGGAAAGCCAAAAUAUUUGGAAGUCUGGAACGAGGCCUGGAUAAAGUGAUCACGAUGUUAACACCGAGCAAAAAGAAGCGAUCUGCUAGAGACCAGCCAAGGAAGCUUAAGGCACACUAUAAUGUUACCACCACUCAGCUACUGAAUCCAGACCAACUGGUGAAUGAAAUAAUGACUGUUCUUUCCAAGAAGCAUGUGGAAUAUAUUCAGAGGGGCUACACCCUGAAAUGUCAAACAAGGUCAGAUUUUGGCAAAGUAACGAUGGAGUUUGAGUUGGAAGUUUGUCUCCUCAACAAACCGGACGUAGUUGGGAUCCGGCGGCAGCGGCUGAAGGGGGAUGCCUGGGUCUACAAGAGGCUGGGGGAGGAAAGCCUGUCCAGCUGCCAGGUCUGA
Chaetura pelagica (chimney swift) is the source of this 1923-nucleotide messenger RNA. RefSeq names its product maternal embryonic leucine zipper kinase (gene MELK). Gene Ontology annotation, molecular function: ATP binding; protein serine/threonine kinase activity; tau-protein kinase activity. The record is from RefSeq and is a predicted model, not a curated record. The transcript has 17 exons. Gene Ontology annotation, cellular component: cytoplasm. Gene Ontology annotation, biological process: intracellular signal transduction; protein phosphorylation; microtubule cytoskeleton organization. The coding region runs from base 1 to 1923 and encodes 640 amino acids. NCBI's taxonomy places the organism in Eukaryota, Metazoa, Chordata, Aves, Apodiformes, Apodidae.